Molecule: messenger RNA, 1150 nt
Organism: Owenia fusiformis
Lineage: Eukaryota; Metazoa; Annelida; Polychaeta; Sabellida; Oweniidae
Source: the annotation of a GenBank genome assembly
AAAUAUUCAAGAUGUCAGCCCCCAUGAAAUUUCGAAACUUUUUCAAAAUAUGUACAUUUUGCCAAAAAAAAACACAAUAUACGACCGAUCCACAGCAGGAUAUUGACUUUGCCUCGAAGGGAAAAUAUCAAGGGUCUAAAGAGGCUGUUCUCUUCAUCCUCUGCAGUGUGUAACCAGCAUGAAGAUACAUCCAGAUACCCCCACCAGUUGAAGAUGGAUGAAUUAUAUGAUGGUCAUAUCCCAACAUCAACAUUUCAGAAGAUACUUCUGGGAGUUGGCUCUGCUGGGGUGGCUAUUGUCAACCCUUGGCGUGAUGAUAUGAUAGCUGUAAUGGGGGAAGCCACAGGGGAGUUGGCGCUAAAAUCUCUGCGAGCCAAAAUGUUGGCAGAUCCAGUAGGGAGACAGAUCUUAGAAAAUGAGCCAAGGAUCAAUUCACAAACAGUUGAUCUGGAUUAUCUAAAGACCCUUCCAGAUGGAACAUUUGGGCGAGAAUACAGGAGAUUCCUCGACAAAUAUCAACUGACGCCAGAUGCAAGACGUCAUGUUGAAUUUGUGGAUGAUGUUGAGCUAGCUUACGUCAUGCAAAGAUACAGAGAGAUCCAUGAUCUGUUUCAUACCCUGUUUGGCAUGCCUACCAACUGGUUAGGAGAAGUGUCAGUGAAGACUAUUGAAGGCCUGCAACUAGGGCUGCCUAUGUGUGUACUUGGUGCUGUAGCGGGGCCAGUGAGAUUCUACAACAAACCAAAGCAUGGCAGGAAAUAUGUGGAAUCGUACCUACCAUGGGCAAUGAGAGUUGGACAAAAUGCCAAGUUUCUCAUGAAUGUGUACUAUGAAAAACAUUGGGAGCAACCUUUAAUUGAACUUCGAGAGGAAUUGAACAUUGAGACCCCUCCCUCAUGAGAUGGCCUAUUUGUCUAUUUGGGAUAAUGCUUGCUUACUUGUACCUGAGACCAUCAUUAUGUUAGUCUCAGCUUGUACCGUUAUGCUUAUCUUUUGGGUCGAUCUAGUAUACAAAAUCUCUAAUUGUGAAAAACUUUAUAUGAUAAUAUGCAGAAUCCCUGUAAGCUUAUAGCUCAUGAGAGAGUGAUUGCUGUAAAGUGUGCAAUAUAGUGUAUUUAUUUACAUCUGUACACAUGUACUCUGUGAUGUA